AUGGUAAAAGCUGAAAUACCUGUCGAUCUAGAAGCGGCCAAAAAGAUCAAAAAAAAGUUCAUUCAGAGUGAUGCUGGUGACGGAACAAGGGCCCAGGAGCAAUAUAUCCAUGGCUAUAAGCUAGCUUUCACCUUGAUGAGUAUUGUGGCGAGUCUUUUCAUUGCAGCGCUUGACCAGACCAUUGUAGCCACAAUUUUAACAGAAAUCAGUGAGGAGUUCGGUGGCUUCGACAAGGUCGGCUGGCUUACCUCGGGGUUUCUUCUACCUACAGCUUGUUUCAUGCCGCUGUACGGAAAGAUCUCUAUCGCCUUUGGAAGAAAAUACACCCUUAUAGCUGGUAUCAUCAUUUUUGAGAUUGGCUCCUUAAUUGCUGCUUUGGCAAACAGCAUGGACAUGCUCAUUGGCGGCAGAGUCAUCCAAGGUGUCGGUGGAGGUGCCAUCCAAUCCAUGGUUGUUGUGGUGCUUUCAGAGUCUGUGCCCAUCAACAAGAGACCACUUUCAAUGGCAUUAAUUGGCAUAACAUUCUCCGUUGCUUCAGUGGCAGGUCCUUUCAUUGGUGGCGCUUUUGCCUCCCAUGUCACUUGGAGAUGGUGUUUUUGGAUCAACUUGCCCGUUGGUGGAUUCGCCCUUGGUAUGCUCAUAUUGGCAUUCCAUCCACCCAGACCUAAAGGUGAUUUGAAAGAAAAGCUAAAAAAGAUCGACUACCUCGGAACAUUCCUUUUUGCCGCUGGUCUCGUCUUAUUGCUUCUUGCUCUCACUUUUGGUGGUAAUGAGUUCCCAUGGAAGUCUGCCGCUGUCAUCUGCUGCUUUGUUCUAGGCGGCAUCAUCACUAUCAUCUUCAUUUAUUACAACUUUUCACUCUCGAGGAACCCGCUUAUUCCCAAAGAAGUGGUCAUCGUGCCAAAGAUUUUGAUGGCUACUCUGACGGCCGUGUUUAACUUCUGCUUCUUCAUGGGUAUCGUCACAUAUUUGGCAAUCUACUUCCAAGUCAUUUGGCAAGCGUCUCCAUGGAGAUCUGGUAUCGAUAUGCUUCCGUUUAUCAUCACCGUUUCUUUAGCAUCAGUGUUCAAUGGUGUUUUCAUGCGUUUCACUCGUUACGUGAAGAUCACCAUGCUCAUAUCGGGUAUCUUAGGACCUGUGGGUGUCGGACUCUUCUUAAUUCUUGACACAGACACUCCUUCAAGCCAGCGUAUUGGUUUGUUGAUUCCAGCGGGUGUCUCAGUCGGACUUAUGUUCCAGAGCUCCAUGAUGAGUGCUCAGCUAGAAGCCCCCGGUCAUGUUCCAGGUUCCAUGAUUUUGGUGACCAUCUUUCUCAAUGCUAUGAAAACCGUCGGUGGUGUCAUAGGUGUCGUCACAUCCCAAUUGAUGCUCACCUCCCGUGGACAGAUGUACCUCGUCGAUGUUGUUGCGUCUAACCCUAGUCUCUCGCAUCUUUCACCAAGGACUAUCAUUCAGGCGCCCGCCAUGAUUUGGGACUUCCCUGUUUCAGCAAGAGACGAUGCACUCGCUGCCUUCAUGAGAGCCCUUAAAGAUGUGUUUUAUCUCAACUUAGCAUACGCAAGUCUUGCAUUCAUCAGUUCUCUUUUCACGACAAACAAGAAGAUUCCUAGUAAGAGCCAAAUUGGACACAAUGAUGACGACGAAGAAUCUAAAGAGGACGCCGCCACAGACUCUUCCAAGGAGUUAACACAAGGGACAUCCUCAGACGAACGCUGA
Candidozyma duobushaemuli is the source of this 1716-nucleotide messenger RNA. It is a transcript of the gene SGE1, whose product is annotated as Sge1p. Gene Ontology annotation, biological process: transmembrane transport. Gene Ontology annotation, molecular function: transmembrane transporter activity. The record is from RefSeq and is a predicted model, not a curated record. The transcript has a single exon. Lineage: Eukaryota; Fungi; Ascomycota; Pichiomycetes; Serinales; Metschnikowiaceae. The coding region runs from base 1 to 1716 and encodes 571 amino acids.